Mesorhabditis belari is the source of this 645-nucleotide messenger RNA. The record is from the annotation of a GenBank genome assembly. NCBI's taxonomy places the organism in Eukaryota, Metazoa, Nematoda, Chromadorea, Rhabditida, Rhabditidae.
AUGAUUUACACUUUUGGCCCAAGUGGGUCGAUUCAAAUCUAUUUGACGUUGUUGGUGAAUGGAACGAGUAUCAAGGUAAGCUAUGUGCCGAAUAGUGCCACAAUGUUAUUAGUCUUUUGCACGAUUCGAAUGUACGCUGUAUCGUUCACUGUGAUCGCCAUUUUCCCGAUCUUUCUGGAACGCUGCUUCGCUACACUAUUUGUGCAAGACUACGAGAAAGAAAAACGAACAUAUAUCUUUUUCGGAAUCAUUUUAUUUCUCAUGCUCUUUUGCUCAAUUUGCCCGUUUGUGAUUUUAAUUGGAAUAGCUAUGGAAAGGACGACAACUCUUUACAUAGUAACUCCGUGUUAUAUGAUUGCUCAUAUCACUCAUCAUCUUGCUCAUCAACUCCUGAAGAAGUACAAUCAGCAAAUCGUCGCGCAAAUCUCCGAGCAUCCACUCGAGGGACGACAGUACACACUAGCGACGAGAUUUCAACUCAAAGAGAACUUGAGAGCCCUGGAUCUUCUUCACCGAAUGUUAUCCGUCUCGACAAUUGUCAAUGUUUAUUAUGGCACUUUCAUUGUAAUCACAUUCACCUUUUUCGACUCCGAAGCUCCUGGAGCGCAGAUUCUGAUGGCGAUGAUUGAGCUGAUGCUUGCUUGG